AAAGUUCAUUCUCACUGGCAUUCCUCCAGACAAACGUUUGUGCCUGACAGCUUCCCCUGUGCAGCAUGAACCUACGAAUCCUUCCGGAGAGAGAGAAACAACAAAGACUGGAAUUGAGAGAAGAACCCUUGGAGAAGGGUGAUAAUAGAAGAGUAAAUAUGAUCUCCAAGCAAAGGGUGAUCCAAGUAACGUAUCUGAUUACAGCUGUGGACCUAACCUGCAUGUUCAUGCAGUUUGGGAUUGUUCCAUAUUUGUCAACAAGCCUGGGUUUGGAUGCCGUUGGGUUUGGCUACUUGCAAACGGCCUUUGGUGUUCUUCAGCUCCUGGGAGGUCCCAUUUUUGGGAGGUUUGCUGACCAGUUUGGAGCCAAGGCUGCCUUGACCGUCUCAUAUAUGGCUGGAUCGCUGUGCUUCUUGCUCCUGUCUAUGGCCACUAGCGUCCCACUGCUCUUUCUUUCCAGGGUUCCCUCGAUCUUCAUGCAUGGACUGCCAGGUGCUCAAAUGGUCAUAACCGAUUUGACUACUCCUGCUGAACAUGCUGAUGCUUUAGGAAAGCUUGGACUUUGCUUUGGAGUAGGAGUAAUUAUUGGAUCUUCCUUGGGUGGCACCUUAACCUCAACAUUUGGGGUUUACUUUCCUUGCUACGUUGCACUGACUGGAUGUCUGGUAUGUGCUCUGGCGGUCCUCAUCUUUAUUCCUACUCAGACAAAGCAACAGCUGAAAGGAGAUACCGCACACCAAAGUGUGUCUCAGACCACCAGUGUAUUUAGUCUCAAAGAAACGAUUCGCCUAAUGAAACUUCCAGGAGUAUUGGAUGUUUUUUUAAUCAAGGUACUUUCUGUACUUCCUACAGGUGUGUUCCUGAUCAUGUUUUCCAUCAUAUCUAUUGAUUUCUUUGGACUGGAAGCAGCGCAAGCUGGAUAUCUGAUGUCAUAUUGUGGAAUCCUUCAAAUGGUUAUACAAGGCCUAGUAAUUGGAAGAUUAACGAGUCACUAUUCAGAGUGGACUUUGCUCACGUUGAGUGUCAUUGUCUUGUGCGGAGUGGGCAUUGCUAUGGCCCUGAUGACCAACGUGUUUCAUUACUGCAUCAUUGUGCCCCCCAUGGUAUUCUCCUUCAGUACUGUAGGCAUCAUUACUGACAUCGUCCUGACCAAGUCUGUCCCUGCUUCAGACACUGGUGCCAUGCUGGGAAUAAGUUCAUCAGUUUCACCACUGACAAGAACAAUAGGCCCAACAAUUGGAGGAUUUUUAUACAGAAGAUUCGGGGUCUCGUCCUUUGGUUAUUUACAGCUGAUGGUUAAUAUACCUCUGUUUUUCUAUCUCCUGAGGAAAAGGUUCCCUCAGAAAGAAGGGAAAGUUCAGUAAUGAAUUCCAUUGAGAAGAUGUGUCGUAACUCUGUUUUAGAACUUUUAAUUGCCCUAUCUGACAAGAAGUAAACUAGUUUAAACCAGCUCCUUUGCACACUGCAAUGUACUGUAGUUAUGAUUGGGUAACUGUUGAUGUUGGAUCUGUUUGCAAAGCCUAAAAGGUUUUACAAACAUUCCGCACCAUUGAUUGUAAUCUCUGGGGAUCUAAGGUUCUGCAGAUAAAGUGUUCAUUCUUUAGAAAGCACAUGUGUUUCUGCCAGUCUCAAUUGUAAAAAAAA
Molecule: messenger RNA, 1644 nt
Organism: Rhineura floridana
Lineage: Eukaryota; Metazoa; Chordata; Lepidosauria; Squamata; Rhineuridae
Gene: SLC67A1
Product: solute carrier family 22 member 18
Exons: 10
Coding region: 66-1364 (432 amino acids)
Biological process (GO): transmembrane transport
Molecular function (GO): transmembrane transporter activity
Source: RefSeq, a predicted model, not a curated record